CCAACACCGACAUGUGUAUCAAACAUUUACAUGUGGUUACACCUAAGUAUGAUAUGCAAAUGAGAAUAUACCUUGCUCUUCUAUGCUAAAUCCACUUUCUUCCUAUUGGUAACGUUAUCAUCAGAAAAUAGUCCCAGACUUUGGUCCUCCCACUCACACACAAAUUACAAACUCAUAAAUUCUUUAAUUCCCUCUCCAUCACCAAGCCAUGGAGCUCCUAUGGGAGCUUGCCUUCACCAUAGCUCUUUCUCUUUUGCUUCCAUUGGUUUUCCUCAAACUCCUCUCUGUGACCCCAAACUUGGAAGCAAAUGAGAAAGUGGCUCUUCUUGGGCGUGAUCAUGAUCAUGGAAUUAAAUCUGAUUCCAAGAGUUGGGAAACGGAUAAAGUUGUUCGAAUUGGUGGGAAAAUUGAUGAAUUCAGAGACAAGCCGAUAGUGGGAAAAUUAAUAGUCCCAGAAAUUGUGGAUGUGAGUUGUGGAUCGCCCAAGAUACACAAUUCAGAGAAGAUUGAUGAGUACAGUGUUUACGACGAAAUUGAACUCGUGGAUUUGGCGGAGGAUCCUGUUGUGGAUGAGGGUAAUGAUGGGGUUGUUAAUAUUGACGAAGUUGAGGUAGAAUUGAUGGAGUGUGAUUCUAGAGAGAACAAAGUUGAAGAGGUUGAGAUCUCGCAGUGCGAAAGAAAUUAUAAUGAGAUUGAUGAAUCUAGUAUGAACGAGGAAAUUGGUGAAAACAAGGGCUCGGUGGUGGAUGAGGAUGAUUGGGAAGGAAUAGAAAGCACUGAAUUAGAGAGGCGUUUUGGUGCUGCAGUUGUAUUUGUCGGUUCCAAGAGCAAUGCUAAUCUUAGCAAUGAUGUGAAGAUGAAGCUUCAUGGUUAUCACCGAAUUGCUACUCAGGGUCCUUGCCAUGAACCUCAGCCAAUGGCUCUGAAGUUCUCUGCUCGAGCAAAGUGGAUUGCACGGCGACAACUUGGGAUUAUGAGUCCAGAGGAGGCCAUGGAACAAUUUAUCAGCCUUCUAUCAGAAAGCAUUCCUGAUUGGAUUGAAGAAAAUCCUUAUGAUAAUGCUAAACCGGCUUCUGCAACUAACCUUGUGAUUUGAAGGCAUAGCUACUAUGACAAAGAAGCUGAACAUUAUAAGGUAUAACCUUAUAAGAUUUUGUGUCAAGUGUGCAUGUGUAAAAGUAAAACUGCGCUGCAGGGAAGAUUAAUUAUAGAAGGAUUUUUUAUUUUUGCAAAAUCUUUGACUCACAUAACUAUAAGUAAGCGCCAAACAGAGAACCGCGACCAUAAUUCGCUUGCAGCAUAAAUUAUUUGAACCUUGCCGAUAAA
Molecule: messenger RNA, 1326 nt
Organism: Glycine soja
Lineage: Eukaryota; Viridiplantae; Streptophyta; Magnoliopsida; Fabales; Fabaceae
Product: acyl-CoA-binding domain-containing protein 3-like
Exons: 3
Coding region: 209-1096 (295 amino acids)
Biological process (GO): fatty acid metabolic process
Molecular function (GO): fatty-acyl-CoA binding
Source: RefSeq, a predicted model, not a curated record